Messenger RNA from Fusarium falciforme, 627 nucleotides. RefSeq lists its product as hypothetical. Lineage: Eukaryota; Fungi; Ascomycota; Sordariomycetes; Hypocreales; Nectriaceae. Bases 1 to 627 code for a protein of 208 amino acids. The transcript is spliced from 2 exons. The record is from RefSeq and is a predicted model, not a curated record.
AUGAUACCAGAAGCCGCGAUGCGAAGAAUGUCUCUACAAGAGACGUCCGAGAAUGAUCAACCAGACACCGAGGAGCAUCAACCGGACAACAUAGAUACCGAGCCUUCCGUGGCUCAGCACAUACCAAUCCCCCGAGAGAACCUCCACUUUGAUUUCGACGACAAUGCCCCGGCCGUAUCCUCUAUCGCCUUCCUCGUCAUCAUGCUCGAGCCAGAAGCGCCAGGAGAGAAGUGUCAGUGGACCUUUGCGAUGCGCAACUAUACAACCGACAUGUGGCACAGCCAAGUCUUGUACGUGUCGCCCGGGCCAGAGCCCGAGUUGAGCGUCGACGUACAUCAUCACGACCCGAGAGAACUACCCAACUACGUCGAGAUGAUCAUCUUCAAGGAACGCAUGAUCCCACACCGAACCGCCGCGAGGAUCAUAGAUGCCUGCAUGGCCGUGAAGAUCCCUGAUUGCGCCCAUCGAGAAUGUCCCAGCGCUGACUACGUUUUGGAUGUUGUCGCCGAGUUGGAGAGGCUCGGGGCAAUCGACCUAUUUGACAUGCACGAGUUGUUGACCCAGACGGCAAAGUUUGGUAUCAAUCCGCUCGAAUCGGACGAGGAGGUGGUGGAAGGGGGUGAAUAG